Anolis sagrei ordinatus is the source of this 5669-nucleotide messenger RNA. It is a transcript of the gene WDR81, whose product is annotated as WD repeat domain 81. Lineage: Eukaryota; Metazoa; Chordata; Lepidosauria; Squamata; Anolidae. The record is from RefSeq and is a predicted model, not a curated record. Gene Ontology annotation, cellular component: mitochondrion. Gene Ontology annotation, biological process: aggrephagy. Gene Ontology annotation, molecular function: protein binding; phosphatidylinositol 3-kinase regulator activity.
CUGUGUGUCACGUGACCCUGCCCUGAUCAGCUGACCUGCGAAGAGCAGAAGCCAGGAAGGAUGGAGGCCCUCCUGGGCCAAGUGGAGAGGGACCUGGGUAUCGGCCGUGGUCAGUUGGCAGCCGCGGCGGGCGGUGCUCACCUGGUGGCGUUGGUGCCUCAGAAGUGGCUGUCCAGCCUGAAGGAGCGUCCUGCCUUUCCACCCGGUCCGUGUCCACGGCCGGAGGGUCUGAGCGAGGUGGAGGUCCGCACCUGCCUGCAGCCCUCAGUGCAGAAGCUGCCCGCCGGAUGGGUGCGCGUGGAGAUCCACGGCCUGCGGAAGGAGCGGCUGCGCUACCGGAUGGCGGUUGGGUACACCGCCGAGGGCAAAGAGGGGCCGGAGACGUUGCACGGCUUCAUGCGCCAAGUGGCCGCCCAGAACUAUCGCAACCUUUGGCGGCGGGCGCACCGCCUACACGCUCGGCCCUACUCCCGGGCCCCUAGCGUGGCCUCUACCCCAGCGCUGGAGGCGCUCCGGGGGGCUCUACAGAGGCUGUAUGGUUGCCCCUGGCUCCCCUGCGCUGGUCUCCCGAAAGAGGGUCCUGCCCCGAGCAAGGUCCCCUCGUCGUCGCCGCCCUGUCCGAGCCUCCUUCCGGCGGAGGCCUUGCUGGAGUCGCCCCAAAUGCUCUACGUGCUUUUCCCCUACGUCCAGUACUGCCUCCACGACGUGGUGACCUUCAGCCCGGCCAAGCUGACCAACAGCCAUGCCAAGCUUCUCUUCGUCCUGUUUCAGGUGCUGCAAGCCAUGCAGGCCUGCCACCGAGCCGGGGUGGCGUGCGGGGCCCUCUCGUUGCGCGAAGUGGCCGUCGACGAGAAGCUCUGCGCUUGGCUCAGGGUCCGGCUGCAGGACUACGAAGAGGAGGAGGAGGAGGAAGAGAGCACGAGUCCAGUUGAACGUGGUUCUGUCGACACGCCAUCCGGCAGCACGUCGCUGGGAGAACUGGUCCAGGACUGGGUCUCCGGCCGCUUGAGCAACUUCGACUACCUGAUGCAUCUCAACCGCCUGGCGGGCCGGCGGGCAGGCGACCCCAACUACCACCCGGUGCUUCCCUGGGUGGUGGACUUCAGCACCCGCGACGGGAAGUUCCGCGACCUCCGCAAGUCCAAGUUCCGCCUCAACAAGGGCGACAAGCAGCUGGACUUCACCUACGAGAUGACCAAGCAGGCCUUCGCGGCCGGGGGUGGGGGGCCAGGAUCUGGCGAGCCCCCCCACGUGCCGCACCACGUCUCGGACGUGCUCUCGGACAUCACCUACUACGUCUACACGGCCCGCCGGACGCCCCGAUCGGUGCUGUGUGCCCACGUACGCUCCCAGUGGGAGCCCAACGAGUACCCGGCCAGCGUGGGCCGAAUGCAGGGCUGGACCCCCGACGAGUGCAUCCCCGAGUUCUUCUCGGACCCGGACGUCUUCCGCUCCAUCCACCCGGACAUGCCCGACCUGGAAGCGCCCCCUUGGUUUGGCUCCGGGGAGGCCUUCGUGGCCGCGCACCGGGCCCUGCUGGAGAGCAAGGAGGUGUCCCAGGACCUCCACCACUGGAUCGACCUGACCUUCGGCUACAAGUUACAGGGCCAGGCGGCCGUGCAGGAGAAGAACGUCUGCCUCCACUUGGUGGACAACCAUACCCAUCUGACCAGUUUUGGGGUCGUCCAGCUCUUCGAUCAGCCACACCCCCGACGUCCAGCGGGACUCCCCCCACCCGAGGCCCCCAUCGCUGCCCGACCCCUCCUCCCCGCCGUCCGCGAGGCCCGCGUCCUCGAGGGACCCCCCUCCGACGUCGCCUUGGAGGAAGAAGAGGUGGAACAAGGGGCCGAAGCCUUGGAGGCCCUCCCUGCGCCCGGGCGAGGCGGGACACCAGUAGAGCUUCCGAGCACGUCUCCCACGGAAAGCAAGACUCAGGGCCGGAGGACGAACAAAGGUCUGGCCGCGGAAACCGGGGAGGCCAAGAUCCACCUCCCAGACGGCUUCCGCCCGCUGCAGCCGCUGGAGGAGCUGGAGAAGCUGCACGCCUUCCUUCAGCGAGCGGUGCAAGGGACCGGAAAACAGGCGGAGGAGCUCCUCGACGGAACUCCCGUCUCCCUUUCGGACCUCUUCCAACGGGACAUGCAGGCUUUGGGCGUUCUGGUGGCUGAGAUCGUCUUCGCCCCCAGGCUGCGGACGGUGGGUCCUGAGGCCUCACUUUGGGAGCGCCACCAGGCAGCCGUUGCACUGUGCCGCUUGCACCCCAAGGAGAUCCCGCCACCCUUGCAACACCUCUUGGACAUCUUGCUGCAGCUCCGGGAGGAGGGCCAGACGUGUAGUGGGGCCGCCGGGCGGAAGGGUCCUCUGUUCGCGUACGAGCCGGUGUGGCAGGGACUGCCUCCACCAAGCCCCGCACAGCUGCUGAGCCCCUUCAGUGGGGUGCUGCCCUUCCCGGCUUACUUCCCGGCGCUGCACCGCUUCGUCCUGACCUGCUCCCUGCGCCCCGCACGGGCGGAGGAGGGCCACGGCCGCGAGCUGGUCUUCCGCCUGUGGCAGCAGUUGGAGGCCGUCCUGGCCGCUGUCACCCCCGAGGGCCUGGAGAUCUUGCUGCCCUUCGUGUUGGCCCUGAUGUCCGGUGAGCAGACCGCCGUACACGCCGCCUGGUACCUCUUUGAGCCUGUCGCCCGGGCGCUGGGCCCGCGUAACGCCAACAAGUACCUGCUGAAGCUGCUGGUGGCCGCCUACGAGAACCCCCGUGGACCCCGCGGCCGGUUCUACCUCUACACGGACUGUUUCGUGGCCCAGCUGCUGGUCCGUCUCGGGCUGCCGGUCUUCCUCUCCAGCCUCCUUCCGCACAUCCUGCAGGUCUUGGUGGCCGAGGGGGGAGCUGCGGAUGCCUUGCAGGAGGAGGAGGAGGAAACUGGAGUUGGUGGCCCCGGGGAGGAGGAGGAGGACAAGGGGUCGGCGGCCCCUCGUGAACGGCUGCUGGACUUCCUUUCCGGAGUCAGCCUCCACGACCAGGGCUACCCGACGGAGGGCGAGGACUUUCCGAACGGGCUCUACGUGUCCUCGGAGGGCCCUCCGGCGGGCGAGGAGGGUGACUCCAGUAGCCUGGGCCGGGCGAGCGACCGGAGCAGCGCCAGCGAGGCGGAGGACCAGAAGGAGCGUAGCUUGGGCAGCAGCCAGGAGCUCAAGCACAGCGAGGAAGACGAGGAGGAGGAAGACGAGGAGGAGGAAGAGCAUCCCGCAGAGGAAGAAGAGGAGGAAGAAGAAGGGAUGGAGGACGAGGAUGAGGAAGAAGAGGAGGAAGGGCCCAUCAACGGCCUGUCAACGGCAACACCCGCCGGCCAUUCUCUAGACGAGGCCGAAGAUGAGGACGGCGGGGCGACCGCCGGGACCGAGCGGGACGAGCGGGGUCUGCCGCACCCCCCAGGCGACAAUGAGCGGACUGUCCUGCUGGACACGGCCUGCAAGAUGGUGCGCUGGCUCUCGGCCAAGCUCGGCCCCACCACGGCCUCCCGCUACAUCGCCAGGAACCUCCUCCGCCUCUUGACCUCCUGCUACGUCGGUCCCGCCAGACAGCAGCUUGUGCCCGGGGCGGUGUCCGAGGAUAGCGGCCCCCCGGGCGGCGGGAGCAUCUUCCAGGAGCGGUUGGUGCAGGGCGACCUGGUCUCGGAGCCCGUCCUGGCCUGCCUGGCCCACCUGGCACAUCUCUACGGGGAGCCCGUCCUCACCUACCUCUACCUGCCCUAUGCUGCCUACCUGGUGGCUCCGGGUAGUGGGGCGUCCGCCGGGCGACUGAACAGCCGCAAAGAGGCGUCUCUCCUGGCGGCCGUGACGCUGACCCGCAAGGCAGUGGCCUCCCUCUCGGACUCCACGCUGAUGGACAUCCUCCCCAAAGUCAGCCAGGAGGUCCUGCUGCCCACCCUCGACUUCCUCACUUCGCCCACCAUCAGCUUCCCCGGCGGAGCCCAAGCCCGGACCGCCCUCUGCCUCAAGACCGCCAGCCUGGCCGCCCUGGUUUGCCUGCGCAUCGGGGCGGAGAUGGCGCAGCUGCACCUGAGCGACACUCUGCGCAUGUUCUUCCAAAGCUUUUCCGUCUUGGAGCAGGACGUGAUGCUGCAGCCCCCCGGUGUGAGGACGUCUCCCCCGGACCCCUCGGCUCUUUUGGAGCUGCAGAAAGUCUUCAGCCCAGAAAUGGCCUACAUGACCUUCGUCCCCUUCUCCUGCUUGUUAGGGGAAGUGAUGCGGGCCGUCGUCCCCAACCACACCACGGUGGGUCACCUGGCGGGGCUUUCCCUGCCCAGUGUGGGCCCCCGGAGCCAGCUGUGCCCCAGCGACGCAGGUCCGGAGGCGCCACCUCCACCCCACUCACCGGAGCCCCCACUGUGUGGCAGUGGGGCCAGCGAGGAGGGCCGCUCGGGCACCUUUGGUGGCGUGCUGGUGGGCAACCGGCUGCAAGUGCCGGCGGUGGCGGAGGGUCCCGCACGGCCGACCCCGAAGGAGGGCCUCCCCCGCAGUGCCCGGCAGCUGAGCGGCAACUGGCUGGCCUACUGGCAGUACGAGAUCGGGGUCAGCCGCCAGCAAGAGGCCCGCUUCCACUUCCACCAGAUCCGGCUGCAGGGCUUCGUGGGCCACACUGGCGCCGUCAAGUGCCUGGCCCCGCUCUCCGGGGAGGACUUCUUCCUCAGCGGUGGGAAGGACCGCAGCGUGCGCCUCUGGCCCCUCUACAGCCACGGGGACGGUGCCCACGAGGCCCCGCCACGGCUCACCUACACCCAGCACCGCAAGCCAAUCUUCUACGUGGGAACCCUGGAAGGGCCCCAGCUGGCCCUCAGCUGUGACAGUGCCCUCCACCUCUGGGACCCCUUCACCGGGAAAGCCGUCCGCACCUUUGAGGCUCCGGACCACAAGGCGCCCAUCACGGCCGCCAGCGCCAUGCCCGCCCCCUUUGGCAGCGCCUGCGUGGCCAGUGCCGACUCCGUCCUGCGCUUCAUCGACCACCGCAAGCCAGGCGUCCAGCACGAAUUCCGGCUGGCCAGCGGGGUCAACGCAGGCCUCAUUCGCUGCCUGGCGGUCAGCCCAAGCGGCCGGAGCGUGGUGGCCGGCUUCUCCUCAGGCUUCAUGGUGUUGCUAGACACUCGCACGGGGCUGGUCCUGCGGGGCUGGCCGGCUCAUGAAGGGGACAUCCUUCAGGUCAAGGCCACGGAGGGCAACCUGUUGGUGAGUGCCUCCUCGGACCAGGCGCUGACGGUGUGGAAGGAGCUGGAGCCCAAGCCGGUGCAAAGCUACAAGUCUCCCUGGGAGCCGGUGCACGCCUUUGACCUCUUCCCGGGCGGGCAGGUGGUGGCCGGGACGGCGGGCAACCGCAUUGGGGUCUACGCCCUGCAGGAGCCGCUUCCGCCCAGCUUCACCAAGCUCAGCUCUGAGAACUUCCGGGGGACCCUCACCAGCCUGGCGGUGCUGCCUACCAAGGGCCAGCUGCUCCUGGGCUCCGACAACGGUGCCCUCCGCCUCCUGGCUUGACCACCUUAUCCUCACCGGACCUGGCCACUCGGGGAAAAGUUUGGGGGAAAGCCCUAUAUAAACAAAGCACUUGCAUCUUGCCCAGAAAUGGGUUGCAAUCGAUUGUACAAACAUGCAAAUAGGAAUAAACACUGUGGAGCUUGCAA